AUGGCACUAAUUAAAUGGUUUCUCAAUUCAGCUUGCAAUAUUUUAGGGUACCCUACAGAAGAAAAAGUAGAAGGUAACCCUAAUGGAGAUGUCAACAAUAAGUGCUUAAAUAAUUUGAAGGAGAUUAUUGGUGAAAACACUUCUUCUUAUGAGUUUCAAAUGCCUCUUCACUAUCCACAUUAUACCAAAAGUGAUUAUGAGAAGAUGGAAGAGUGGAAGGUGGAAUUGCUUCUUAAAGAGUAUGGAUUAAGUUUCGAGGGUAGUCUUGAUGAGAAGAGACGUUUUGCAAUGGGUGCAUUCUUGUGGCCUGAUCAGUAUUGA
Messenger RNA from Vicia faba (fava bean), 321 nucleotides. The record is from the annotation of a GenBank genome assembly. Lineage: Eukaryota; Viridiplantae; Streptophyta; Magnoliopsida; Fabales; Fabaceae.